CUCACUGGGCUGGCACUGAUAUUUUUGUCGCUAUGGAUGCAGCUGGAUCCGCGUCGUAACUAUGUGCUUGAUUUGGUCGAUUUCUCAGAAGACGACCCGUUACUUCGUGGCGCCACUUAUUUGGCCCUUAUCACUGGAGCUGUAACACUAAUUGUUGGUUUCAUUGGCUGUUGUGGUGCAAUCAAAAAAUCACUAUGCAUGAUUGUUACUUUCGUGAUCUGUUUAUUGAUCAUAUUUUUUGCGGAUGUGACAAUCGCCUGCUUCGCAUUAUUCUAUCGCAACAAGUUUAUUGGCAGUAAGCUGAGUGCCUAUCUAACAAUGCUAACACAUGAUCGCUAUCAUCGUGUGUAUUGGGUCACACCGCUCAUCGAUACAAUCCAGUAUUAUGUAACUUUUUUUCUGUUUUCAUUAACAGCACAUCGAUGGCUUAGCAGAUAUGAUAAUGCUCUGAGUGCUGAUACCACCGAUCGGAGGCAGGACUGUCUUUCGAUUCCUGUGUUGCGUGCCCAUUGUUGUCUUUUGAACUGA
Gongylonema pulchrum is the source of this 528-nucleotide messenger RNA. The record is from the annotation of a GenBank genome assembly. NCBI's taxonomy places the organism in Eukaryota, Metazoa, Nematoda, Chromadorea, Rhabditida, Gongylonematidae.